AGCGGGUAAACGCGUGCAUACACAACGCCGAACGCGGACCGCGUCGGUACGUACGCUCCGGUGCCGUUGUCGAUCCGCGCAAAUUCGCACUCGUCGCCGUUGUCGCGGAAAACCAUGUCCGGCAAGUACACCAGCGAGGCCAGCCGUCUGAUCGCCGAGGUGCACCAAAGGCUCGAGCUCUGGGACCGGCAGCACCCGGACCACCACAACAGGACCAUUCUGGACCGGCGAUGGGAGUCCGUGGCCGCCACGCUCGGCAUUACCGGUAACUAUCGCGCGUCCGCCCGAAUUUCGGGUAUCCGCGCACCUAGGUACUCGCCCGAGGACAAUACUCACACGGUAACGCAGUGGCGCCCGCGGGCGUUACAACAGUUUCCGUCGCAUUAAUUACCGCCGUGUUGCAAUUCGUUGUUGUUAUUGUCGCCGUCACAUUGUUUUCGCCGUGUAACGACAUUGCGCGUUCCAAUCGCUCCGGACGCGCACACGCGCACGCACCGGCCCACGCGUUGCCGCGGCGGCGACGUCGGUGUUGUUGUGUCUGACCGGCCGACCGCCACCACCCACCUCUACCGGUUCCUACGGCUCCCUGACGCCACCCACCUCGCCCGUCUCGCCCGUCCCCCUUUACCGGCCGUUGCGCGCCACGACGACGUUCGAACCAGACGCCGGCGGCGACGCUGACGCGUUUUUACAAGAGGCGGCGUUUACACGCGGCUGCGGUCGCGGCCGCUGCGAGCCGCGACGGCGGACGGGGCCGCGUUCAGUGCGCGUUAAGAAGCGCGCGGGGCGCAGCGGACGGACGAAAAGACGCGUGCGAGCCGUAGCGCGUGGGCGUAAUGUUACACGGCCAUGCCGAUCCGGCGGCCGCCGCCGUUUGGUAGCGACCGUCGCGAUUGUCCGCCCCGGCGUGGUCCGACCGACCGCGCGCCGAUCGCGUACAAACAAAUCGGGUAACCGUCCUUUUAGACCGAAUCGCGCGACCGUACGGGACGCGAUACGUCGGGUUUUUUUCGCCGUUCGGUUUUAAAACGCCCGCGGGACGACCGGGUUACGAUAAAUACCGCCGAACGGCGAACGGCGGAACAACCGUCCCGCGCGAAUGUCGCGGAUUUUUCACUCGCGCCGCCCGACUAUUUGCGAUGAUUUCCAUGUACGAGGAGGUACCUACGAAUAAUCGCCGUUUUCGAAAGUAAACGUUCGUUUAGUGGACGUGUGAAAAAAUGUCGAUUUCCGUUACGGUAAUAUUUUAGCGUCGCGGUAUCACGCUAGAGCACGCGAUACGGCGCGGUAAGUCAGAUUCGCGUGUCCGUUGUUAUUACGCUUACAUACCGCCGUCCAAUUGAUAAUUCGAUUUCGGUAGGCGCUGAUUUUCGUAUAAAAAAAAAAGCGCGUUUAAAAAGACUCGAAACGUUUACUGCCGUACAACCAGGAAUCAAGACCGAUUUACGCCAAACGGCAUUUCCGUUUUCGAUUAGCCCCGAAAGCGUGCGUCGAUCGCGGACGAUUAAAGUUCGUUUUGCCCGGCGUUUAAAUUGGUUUUUAUUGGAACGAAUUGUGAACGUGCGCGGCGCGACCCAGUGGCGCACUAUUUUUUGUGCGAACGAGAGGAAUCGGUAACUGAACUAACCCCACCCCCCUCCCAUCACUCUCGACAUUUUCGCCUCGCCUACGCCAUUGACCGGUAAACCGGUCGGGACACUGGCGCAAUGUCGCGCGCCGAAUGAAACGCCGUCGGUCCGCCGGCUGGCAGCAUGGCGCGUCCGCAAUGUGUUACUCGAAAAGCAGAUAAAUAAUCAAUCGGAAUUGUCGGCCGGCCAGUCGGUCAGUAUAAUCGCGCUAGUCGCUGGUCGUACAACACGACAACAAACAAUGCGCGAUGCAGUAAUUAUCAUUGCGGUACGGUUACAGAUUAUCGUACGAGAGGUCAAAAUUCCGUCCGAUUUUCCCAUAAAAAUAACGAUCGCCGAUACGCGGAACUAUAAAUCAACCCGAAACCCGUUGAAAUAAUAUAAACGCCAGACGCUACGGCUCGGGACUAAAUUUACAAAACGCGAAAACUGCGUCCGGUACGCGUUCUUUAAUUAUUCAUUAGAAAACAAAAAAAAAAAAAAAAGACGACGAUAAUAAUAAUAAUAAAAAGGGUCGUUUUCGAUUACUUUUUUUUUUUUUUUUUUUUUUUUUUUUUUUAAUAAGCGUUUUGAAAUCAAAUUUAAACGAAAAUUGCAAAAUAAAUUACGGCACUUCAAAUUACGUAUUACUUAACUGCACUCGAAAUCGUCUUUCAUCAAGCAAUGGCUUACCCUUGCUGACAGAUAUAAAUGAAAUAACCUUAGUAUCCUACCUUCCCAACUUCUCACCUACAACAGUGGCCGCUCUCAUUUCCAGUAUCAGUUCUUUUUUUUUUUUUAUUUAACGAUAUUUUAGGAAAAUGUAAUUACAUUAUACACACCUGCAUAUUUAAAUUAUCUUGUCCAUGUUUAAGAGAGAACGUGUCCUUCAGUAGCGGCAUGCCCAUGAAUUUUGAAUGCAAAGUGAAGGGAAAGGAUUUGUAGCAAUUAUAAUCAUUAAUAAAUCGUAUAAUCUUCUCUGGUUAAAUCGAUUAUGAGCAUUUGAAAGUCAAAUCCAAAAAAUGAACGGACCUACUUCGCACGAUGGAUGAAUCGCUGUUGUAUAGGUGAGAAGUUGAAAAGGUAGGAUAUAGAGAGGAAUUUAACAUGUAUAUCUAUCUGUACACAACAAUUUAUCUUUGCUAACAAAAAUCGAUUCUGAAUACAAUUCGCUUAUUCAUGUUUUAAAAGGCCGUGAUAUUUACGAUUUGAAAAGAAUACAUUUCGUAUAUUUUCUCGUUUUUCCAUCAAAAAAAUAACUCCUCUAAAAUACCAAAAGUACCACUCCACUUACCUUUUCAGAAGAAGUGCUGCACUUGAAAAUCGGAGAAAAAUUUCUGGUAGAAAAAAAAAUUAACAUCAUUGUAAAACCAAUAAAUUCCUCGCUCCGCUCAGAAUCUAAAAGUAAAUUUUUGAUCAAAAAAUCAUACUUUCCCUCGUAAAAGUUGUAACUUUAAAUAAAAUUAUAAGUGCUAUUUUCAAGCCCAUAGGGUAGACAGUGGCAACAAAGAGGGGGGUGAGGUCAACCUCUCCCUAAAUGUCUUCCUUCACUAGAUUUUUUAAAAUCAACUUUUAAAUUCAAUAACAAAAUAAAAUACAAUUUAAUUUAAUUUAUUCAGUUAUAACAGUGAUAGUAAUGCAGAUUACUUAUAAAAUGUGCUAUCCACUCUUUAGGAAAUUAUUAUAAACAAAACCCUCUCCGAAAACAAUCCCGCGUGCGCUACUGAGAAGAAAUAUAAUCCCUAACUUUUCCCCCCCACGCAUGCCACCGUAUGUGAUACACCCCGACUCUUUACAAAUUAAUAUAUAUAUGUAUAUAAUAUUUAAUAGUAAUACAUUAAAAUUAUAAUAAUAUAUAGUCAUUGUACAGUUUAUUCGAUAUCUAUAGUGGAUUUUAUUAUUUUCGAGUUGAUAAAUUUUCAUUUUUUUUAAAUUUGUGAAUAUUUUUUAUACGUUAUACGCGACUUCUUAAGUAUACAGGCUGUGUUACGUUCUCUUAAAUUCUAAUUUAAAUCUUAACGCCAAGAUCUAUAUAUUUUAUUCUUAGUGGAGUAAUUUUACCGUGUUGCCCGUUAGUCGAGUCAAUACAUGCGAUAGUUUGUCCAAGGGAAAGGUUUCCUAAUUGUAUACCUAAAACAUCGUGUUCUAGUCGAUAAAAAACCAUGACGGGUCGCGUAUUUUUAUAAUAUAAAACUGCUUAGCCCGAACUCUGAUAAGGUAUGUAAAUACGCGUCCGACCACGGAAUCUUUUCUCCGCGCCGCCACCGUAGUCCGAGUUAUCCGCGCAGGCCUUUAUCUCGACAGUUUCGUACGCUAUUCGACUGAAAUAAUUUACGUAACCGAACGCCAGGUAACAUACCGGCCAACUCGGUAUGCGACUAAUACGUGACCAAAGACACGUUGAUACGACUGCUCGGUCCGAAUUAUUGGGACCUAAAGGAAUGUGUAUAUUGUACUUAUUACUGCAGCACAUUUCGAGUACGAGGACUGUGUCUUUGCGAUCAAUAGAAUCGUUACAAUUAUUUGUUCUUCGAUUUAUUUCCCACGUCGAAAAAUCGAACGCCCAAAUUCGAGGGGGCACGUGCCCCCUGUAGAUUCUUUUUGCCAGUUCGUUCUUUCUGACACUAGUUCCGAACUAUGUUUUCCUCAUGCGCAUGGUUUUAUAUUGAAAAUUUCUACGCAUAGACGUUCACGUAGAUAUUGUAAGUAUUAUAAUAAUAAUUAUGAUGUUUGUAGUUCCUGGCCCCGAUCGCGAAGUGAAGUAAGAAAAAAAAUAAUUAUACAAUUUUGAAAACAGUUCAAAAACUUGAAUGAAUUUUUUAAAUCGUUUAAUAUAGUAUAUAUUGAAUAAAUUAAUAUAAUAUUUCGAAUAAAUUUAAUACAACAUUAACAAAAAAAAAAAAAAAAACACCAGCGAGGAACAGAGCUCAGCUACUAGAUUAUAAUCGUCCCCCGCUAAUUUUGUAUCUUAUAUUAUAGGAAUAUUCUUAAAUAUUACUGAAAUUCUAUCAUAAAAUUAGUUGGGGCCGUGGCUGAUAGUUUGAUCACCCAGAAGGCAUAUCCUUGACAUAAACGCAAUACAUGUAAAAAUAUUCAUUGCCAUUGCUUCAUUUUGGAGGGUCUGUUGGGGUGUUGAAAGGUUCUUAAUAAAAUUUAACUCUCUCGAAUUUGAGCUAUUCGAAGUGUAUAAAGUAGCGGGGAAAAGACAUAAAACUGACACAAUAUACUACAACACCAUCUAUUUUUUUCCAUUCAAAUUUACGCCUAAAUUUACCGUUUAUACUUGGUAUUCUUUUUAAACAUAAUACGCUAAUAGGUUUUAGAUUUUAGCUAUUUGAGUAUGUUUUUAAGUAUGUUUUUAAAUAUUCAAUUUAUUAACUAUUUAAAAUGGCACUAAUUACGCGUGGGUCACGCGUAUUUUCGUGUUUGUGUAAUUGAGCAAUCAUUUUCGCAUUAUUGUCACAGUACUUUUUUUUUCUGGUAUUUUCGUAAUUUAAAUAAUUGUACCUAUUGAGUUUUUUACUCGGAUGUUUCUCCAAACGAAUCGAUCACGUUAUUUUUUAAUCACCCGAAAAAUUAUAGAAAUCGUGUGCCAUAAUAAUAUUAUGAUUCGAAUGAUGCAUUAGUAUAUUAUUAUAAUCGAUUGAACGCGUGAUUUCAGACAAAGCUGCCAGAGGGAAAUGGAAAAAUUUAAAGGAUCAUUUUCGUAAAGAGUACAAACGGUGUAUGGCCAUGGCGGGCGACCAGGACGGGUCCAGGUGGCCGUAUUUUCAUUCCAUGAUGUUUAUCAGAGAUCAGAUAUCGCAUACGGCCACUGUAGCUGCGAAUCCGUUAUACUUGUCCGGGGGUUUCCAAUAUCCUCCGGGCAUUUACCCGGAAGUGCAGAUCGGCGGUGACGGAGACGGUUCGGACGAAGACAACUGCAAUAACCCGUUAAAUUGUCUGAACAUCGAGUACGACAAUCAAAAUACGGUCCAAGCGAUGAAUUCGAACGAGUAUUCGAAUUAUUACCAAGACGAAAACAUCUCGGACGACAAACAUUUUUUGUUAAGUCUCCUGCCCAUUUUCUCGACGCUUUCACCGGACAAAAAACUCAAAGCCCGCAUCGCUAUCGAAACGUCGUUGCUCAAUAUAGCCUAUCCGGAUCUGAACGACAAGUCUGCCCGCCUACAGGACAAUCAAAACGGCGAUGACGGCAUUGCCGUACAAAAAUCUACCGCAAAAGCCGAAAAAAGAAAACGGACGCCCGCAGAAGACGUUGUCGUCGUUGAUGAAAAACUAGUGCGUCUAAAGAACAAACGUAAUACCGGCAACACGAAAAAUAUUGUCGAUAAUAUCAAAAAGCAAAUAAAUUGUUGAUAUCACCAAUUAUAGUAGUUAUAUACAACCUAUGUAAAUAACCUAAUAAUUAUAAGAUAAUAUUAUAUAUUAUUAUUACGUUUCGUUUGAUAAGUUAUUGCGUUUGAAUGUUACAUGAAGAACAAAUAAGCUACACAAUAAUAUUAUCGUUUGAAAUAACGUUUGAUGAUAAUGUUAUGCUGAAUACCAUAAAAAAUAAAGUAAUUAUACAAUUAUUAUUCAUAAUUAUGUUUGCCGUAUUCUUCUUCCUCUUCUUCGGAGUAAAAAUUGGGCGUGGUCGGUUUCCCUCCAA
This is a messenger RNA of Cinara cedri, 6258 nucleotides long. The record is from the annotation of a GenBank genome assembly. NCBI's taxonomy places the organism in Eukaryota, Metazoa, Arthropoda, Insecta, Hemiptera, Aphididae.